Messenger RNA from Clunio marinus, 7691 nucleotides. Lineage: Eukaryota; Metazoa; Arthropoda; Insecta; Diptera; Chironomidae. The record is from the annotation of a GenBank genome assembly.
CUUCAUAAGAAGUAUUCUUAUUCAUCAAUUUAUAACUGAAGUUAAUGAGACUGAAAUGAAUUCAUCGAAGUGCGUUAAUUGGUUUUUGCAAUCAACUUCCAACGUUAAUACAGGAAGUAUUGCUGACAAUGCUGGACUUAAAGCUGGCGAUGCCGUGGUACGCAUUAACUCGCAAGAUUUAUACAACUUACGUCACAAAGACGCUCAAGAUGCCAUCGUUCGAGCUGGACCAUCAUUUGAAAUGAUCAUUCAAAGAGGUGGCGCGACAUGGAAGCCUUCAGUGACACCACUCAGUUCUGCAGCACCAUCACCACUUCCUGGAAGUUAUGCGCCUCUGACAAAGACUUCUCUUGCUGCCAACAAACAACCAUCAAGCAAUUUCGGCAGUGGACACAACUCUGCAGCAAAACCAUUUAACCAGCAGAUUCCAGCAUCACCCGGUCGUGUUAUUGCUAACAAGCAAUACAACACUCCAGUUGCCAUGUAUAGUGAUGAAAUCAUUGCUGAAACCUUAUCAAGUCAAGCGGAAGUGUUAGCCGGUGGCGUUUUGGGAGUCAACUUUAAGAAAAAUGAAAAAGUUUACAAUCCUGAAAAGUCGGAAGUGCUGAAAGCACUCCAAGAAAAUGACUUCGAACCGGAACCAGGUAAUGAAGGUGGUGAAAGAAACGAAGUCAUGGCAAAUAAUGAGAUUGGAGAAUUGCAGAAGGAAGGCAGAGCAACAUCUCCAACUGUUCGCAGUGCGAAUGGUUAUACGAGUGAAAGGGUUAAACGUCAUUGUCUCAAGAAUGCUCAUUUAUUUAUUAUUCUGUCAUUAACAUUCAUAGUCAUCUUAAUGAAGAGAAUUUCAUGCAACUCACUGUCAGUCAGCACUUUGACAUUGGAGAUUUUAAUUUCUUAUUUACAACUUGGAUCUAAAUUUUACUGGCAACAAAGUCAUGCUAUUGGAGGCAGUGCAACUUCAGCACAUUCACCUCGACCUUUAACUCCAAAUUAUCAAAACAUGGGAAACUAUGAUGAUCGUGUCGGUACGACAUUGCAAGAGAAUAAGCUCGCACCAACAGCAUCGCAUAGACCAUCUUUACCAGUUCAUGAAGCUUCUAAAAUGUCUUUUCAAGAUGGUGUGUUUGUGAGAAUUAAGGACAAGAAUCUUCAUGCUGAAUGCUUCAAGUGCGCAACAUGUGGUACGUCACUGAAGAAUCGAGGUUACUUCAAUGUUCACAAUAAAUUAUAUUGUGACAUUCAUGCACGAAUGGUUGCUUUGAAUAGUCCACCACCAAAUUCAAAUGGAUUGGCACCUGUCACUUUCGAACCGAAGAACGUUGGUGCUAGUGCAAUCUCAUCUGCAUUGAACGCUCAUGCUGGAAACUUAAAUGGCAAUGCUCCAUCGAACUUUUCAGCACCAAAGCCAUUCUCUUACGCUCCCGUGACUCCAAGUUUCGGUGGUCCACCUCUUGCCGCACCUAAAAGCCCAUCGGCAUAUACACCAACACCAGCAUGGUCUCCACCAUCUGCCGUGGCUCCAGCUGCUCCGAAACCAGCCGGCCCCGUUCAAGAAUUUAUUGACAAUGAAAAAUAUAACAAUAACUCUUACGAUUACGAGGAAACUAAAAGGCCUGUAGAGAAAAAGGUAGAAAUUUAUGUUGCGAGUGAUUCAGAAGAAGAAUGUGAUCCAACGGAAUUGGUAAAAGAGUUGGCUAAGCCUCCACCUUCAAACUUCAUUUGGCCACCUCCAUGUGAAGUGGAAAAAGUUCCAAUAGCUGCGCCGCUUUAUGUUGCACCACCUGAAACUCAACAUGUCACAGCUAAACCAUCUUCUUAUCGACCAAUGAUUGAAAAGAAAGAAUGUUUAACCGUUCAAAGCUUACAAAAAGUUGAAUCACAACAAACUUCUUCAACUGAAUAUGAAUGCCUUCAAGUCGACUCUAACAUUAACACUACUUCUUCUACUGUCAACACUACAUCCACAUCCAACAACUCAUCAGAGUCAGAAUACAAAAUGUAUCAAACACAAAACAAUCAAUUCACAAAUGUCUUUGAACAAACUAAAGAAGUUGAUGAUGAGGUUGAGAAAAUUAAUCAAAAAGUGAAUGUUGAUUUACGUAAAUCACCGCCACUUAUUGAACUUCCAAAAUCAAUUAAACAUGUUGAGUUUGUAGAACCUGGGCAACAUGUUGGACCUCAUGAAGGUACUUAUUAUCAGCUGCCACCAUCGAAUAUCCCUCAACCAACACCUAAAGGCUACUUCACAGACUUUCACAAAGCUUUGAUUACAACAUCUGAGAAACCUUAUCAAAUUUUUAAUUUAGCACCAACUCCUGAACCGAAACUUCCAAGUUUAGAUUAUUAUGAAAAAGCUGUUCGUAAAGCUCAAACAAGUGAAACAUCAAAAGAAGAAAAAGAAACGAGAAUGAUUAAGGAAAUUCCUAAAUUUGAAGUAAAAUCUGCUUCAAAGCAAUGCAAGAUGAUUAGAACAGCUUCACCAAAGCCAAUUGAAUUCAUGAGAUCAAAUAUCAUCGAUGAAGUUCAUUUGCCUGAUGACAUCGUUCCGUAUUUCCCUCCACCCAUUUCCAUGAUACCAAAUGAACCAUAUGAGACAUUAGAAUCCUAUCGUACAAAAUCACCAUUUGUCGGUGCAUUAACAACUGUUCCUGAUCGUCCGUACACUCCAUUUGGUCGUGAAAUUAUGUCUCAGUUGGCACUUGAUUUACCACAAGAUACACCAAAAUCAUCGUUUUCAAAUGCAUUGCAAACGGCACCUGAUGACUCAUUUAGAGCAUCAUCAUUGCAAUUUGAAUAUGAUUCAAAUCCAGUUGAAUACACAGCGAAGGUUUAUGAACGAAUUGAAAUUGAAACUGAUAAAGAGGAAAUGUUACAAAGCUCAAAGUUCACUCGAUGUUCCUCAAUAAAUCGUUCAUUUUUGCCAACAAUUCAACCAUGGUCAUCAGCAAGUGAACAAGUUUCAGAUAACACGAUGACUAACUCUGUUAGUGAAUUUAGUUCUCGUGAUUGUAAAGUCAGUGAAAGUCGUCGAUGCAGUGAACUCAACAUGAAUAACCAACAACAAAUGACAUGUCCUUGUGAUAGUGAGAAAAAGUGUUGCGAAAAAAUGCCAACUAAACCAAUCAGUGACUUGUUAAAGCCUGUUCAUAAAGAAGAAGAAGAGUUUGAUCCUUACAAGCCACAGCCGCAUGCAAUUUAUCCAAAAAGACAAUUGCAGCCUUCGCCUUUUGAGGGGAUGCAAGUGAAACUUACGAAUAAAAUGACGUCCAACUUACACAAACCUGAUGAGAUUCCCACAUAUCAGAGAAAAUGGUUUAAUCUCCCAACUCAAAACCCUCCGAAAACACCAGAACCACAAGAGCUGAGAGAAAAUGUCCCUACAGCUUUCCAUGAUUGGCCGACUAGUAACAACAAUUCAAGACGUAAUUCAAUUUCUGAUGUUAAUCAACAAUUCAAACAUGGAAGUGAAUCAAAUCGUUCUUCAAUCAAUGUAAAAAGUAAAAUUUCUUCAAAGCCUCCAAUCCCAGUUGAAUCCUCAAACCUCAAUUGUUCUCAGAGAAUUUCAGUUGAUGAUCGACAAACACGAAAUCAAGAGCAACUAGAAGCUGAUGAAGCUGAAGAUGAAUAUGCUGAAAUGAUGUUUCCAGCAACAAAAGUUAUUCAAAUUGAAGGAAAUUUUCCAACCAAAGGUAUCAGAAAAAAUUCACUUCUCGAAGCAAACCAACGACAAAAAGUUCAAUUUGAAAAACAACGUGAACUUCAACACGAACUUCAUCAACAACAACAAAAGUUAAAAAACAAACAAAAAGUUCGUCAGCAAAAAGAAAUUGAAACGGUGUUAAAUGAAUGUCAAGUUAAAUCAUCAAACGAAAUCAUUCAAGCCGAGAUUCAACAAAACACGAAACUUUCUCAUUAUGAAAUGGAAAUGGAAUACAAACGACAAUUGGAGUUAGAACAUCAACAGAGACAGAAAGGACAAGAAUUGAGGGAACAAAAGAAACGUGAAAUUGAUCACCAAAGAGAAAUGGAAGAAAGUCGAAUGAGAGAAAUUAAAUUGCGUGAGAAACGUGAACGUGAUUUACAAAUUCAAGCUUUGCGUGAAAUUGAAUAUCAAAAGGAAAGACAACAACGUGAGGAAGAACAACGACGACAGCAAGAAGAGCGUGAUUAUGAAAUGCAAAUGCAGCAAGAAGAGAUGGAACGUGAAAUUAAACGACAACAAGAACAGGAAAAGCGUGAAGCUGAGAAACGUGAAGCAAUUCGACUUUUUGAGAUCAGACGAAAGGAAGAGCGCGAUCGUGAACUUACAAGAAUUGAAAAUGAACUUCGUGAGAAACGUGAACAAGAACUUCAUCGACUUGAACAGGAAAUUCGAGAGAAACGUGAACAAAAGCAGCGUGAAGAUCGUGAAGCUGAAAAUCGUCGCAAACAAGAACAAAAAUUAAGAGAAGAAGCUGAUCGUGAACAAAGAAGAUUAGAAGAAAAAGCUGCUGAAGAAAAACGUGACAGGGAAAUGAAACUUCAAGAAGAACUUCGAAUUCGUCAUAAGCAAGAAGCUGACAAGAAACAGCGUGAAGAAAUGGAACUUUUUAAUAUUGAAGAAGAGAAAAAGCGACAAGCAAACCAGCCAACUUAUUCAUCACACACUUAUCAAUUUCAAACAGUGUGGCCACCAUCCAAGCCUGCAACACCCGCACCACCUCCGCAACAACAUCGUCAAAUUCCAAUCAUUAAAACUGACAGUGAAACUGAACUGAAUGCGACGAAAUUUCGGUUUGAACCUUUAGAUGAUAAUCAGAGAAGAUUCAUGGCGGGAAUUCGUCCACCGAGCACUUGCUAUUCACCAGCAACUGAAGAGAAGCCUUACCCUUCAAUCCCUUACUAUCAACAACAUCUUGCCUUUUAUGAAGCUGAAGCUGAACAUGCAGGAAUAUUCGAUCCAAAAGCACUUUCUCCCACGCCUAAUCGUUCUAGAUCACCGGCUUUUGGACCUCCACCAAAUCCUCUUUUGGCUUUUGUGAACAAAACGAGAGAUCCCGUUCUUGAUGAGUCGGGUAUUUAUUUGUGUGGAGAACGAUUGCUGAGUCCGAUAUGGUACGAUAAACAACACAAACAAAUGCCAUCGUCAGUUCAACGAAAGAUUCAUGCUGGCGGUUCAUCAUCGCGCCCCCCUUCUAAACCCGAUUUGCAUGCCUUAGGCGAAGCUUUAAAAAAACAUAAACAAGAGUCAGGAUCUAAACCUCCACCUCCACCACCACCCAUGCCAAAACAAAGACCAAAAGUCAGCGAUGAAAACAAUAAAAAUGAAAAUGUGCCAAAUGAAUCAACUAAUAUUGCUUCUGCUUUGCCACCUCCUAAAGAUAUUGUUGACACCAUUCCGAAAGGUAUCGUUGCCAAUCAAAUACGACGUCUUUCGGGUGAUUCCAAUUCAUUUUCCUCGUUUCCCAUUCGCUCAUCUUUAACUGAACUUCCAUCGAAAACCUUUCCGAUUAACGAACGUGACGAAGCAAAACUUUCACGACCAAUUGACACUCAUGACAAUCGUACAUUGACGCGACAAACUGUAACAUCAGCUUCAUUUCCAUCUCAUCAAGUAAUCGAUAAUCAAUCGCCAAAUUCAUUUCAUCAACAUUUCAUGGGGCAAUCAUUAGCUUUGGCAAGCUCUCAAAAUUCUUCUUUCAAUCAAAAUUCAGUUGACAAUGUUCGUGUUAGUACAGGUUCUGUAGGUACUCCCGGUGCAUUGCCAAAGCAUGGAAAAACUUUCACAACAAGCGGACCCAAUCGUGGUCAGGGUAUUCUCACUCAACCCUCAACUGGUCGCGUUCCAAUAUGCGGCGCUUGUGGUAGUCAAGUCAGGUCGGUGAUGGCUAUUAACAAAGACAGUCACAAGGCCACUGACUUAUUGAUGGAAUCGGUCGAACGUCUCAACAUCAACACACAAAACUCGGAGUUUCGUAAGAAUGCUUCCAACGUGAUUGCUGCGAUGCUUGAAGCCCGUGUCAAGCAGCAAAAAUUGCCAUCAAUUCCAUCGAAAAAUGUUGCUGAUAACGCCAUGAAGAAGGUUAAUGAUCCUGAAUUUCUCCCGCCCCCACCUCCACCGCCAAUCACCUCCCAUCCCAAAUAUUCAUCUUCGAAUGGUCAUACAAUAGAAUUCAAUAGUUGCGACCAAGACUUGCCUCUUCCACCGCCACCAUCGCCACAUAAAAUUCCAGCAUCUAUUUUGACGCCGCCAUUGUCAAGCGAUGAAAAUGAUUUACCACAGAAAUCUAUCGAGAAAGUUCAGAAUAAUGUUAACAAUAACAACGAAAAGGUCAAUUAUCGCAACAAAAAACAUCAUGUGAAUGGAAAUAACAAUCAAUCAUCUGACUUAUAUAAUGCCCCAUCAGCAUUUAAUACCAAUAAACCUGAAUUGUCUACUCACGCACGAGAUCGACGCUCUUACAUUGAAAAAAAUAACAAUGAGAUAUCAUCAAUGAAUGGAAAUGUUGUCGAGGACGAACUGGAUGUAGCUCAAAUUGCAAAUGGGAUUGCUAAUGGUCAACAUCCGGACCAUUUAUUACCGCCUUGGGACGUACAUGGUGUCCAGCACAUUUCUUGUGUGUCAACCCAAGUUGCAAACGAGAACUUGUUGACAUUGGAUUUGUUGAAGAGAAAGGUGACUUGUAUUGCGAAUACUGUUUCGAGCAAUUUUUGGCACCUCCAUGCGCAAAAUGUAAUGGAAAAAUUAAGGCAAGGUGAUUGCUUGAAUGCCAUUGGAAAGAAAUUCCAUCCCGAGUGUUUCAAGUGCACUUAUUGUGGUAAAUUGUUUGGAAAUAGUCCAUUCUUCUUGGAAGAUGGUGCAGCUUAUUGCGAAGCUGAUUGGAAUGAGUUAUUCACAACGAAAUGUUUCUCUUGUGGAUUCCCUGUUGAAGCUGGCGAUCGAUGGGUUGAGGCUUUGAAUAACAAUUAUCACUCACAAUGUUUCAAUUGCACUUACUGCAAAAAGAACCUCGAAGGACAAAGCUUUUUCGCAAAAGGCGGUCGACCAUUCUGCAAAAAUCAUGCACGUUAAAAAACCGACGACAGAGAGAGAAACUUCAUUAAAUUUUUCAUUCGAAAAAAAUUUAAUGUUUUAGCUGAAUUUCAUUUUGCUGACGACUAUCGAGACGGAGGAAAGAGAAUGAAAAUAUUUUUAAUAUAAAAGAAAAGAAAUAAAUUUUUGCUUUAGUUGUUAAGUUUAAAUUUUAAAUUGAAAGUGGAUAAAAUAUUGAAAUUUACAGGAAAUUAAAUCUUUAGUAGUGAUUUCACUUAACUAAUCAAUGUUUAAUUCAAAGAAGGAGAGAAAUAUUAAAGUUUAGUUCGUAAGAAGUCGUACAAGGCUUAUACAAAUUUGAUAAAGAAAUUAUUUGCGUCAUGGAAGUAUCUUAAUUAUAGCAGAGAAGCUAAAUACAAACUAACAGUCAUCGGCAUGUAAUUUUUUGGUCUUUUCAUUUAAAUAACCCAUAAAUAUAAAUUGUAAUAAAAAUUUCAUGAAAAAAAUUAAAAUUAUCUUAUGUGUGAUGAAUUAUGUAAAACAAAAAUGUGCAUCGAAAUCGAAAGAAGUUAAAAAAAUGAAGAUUAAGACAAGCAAAAUUAGUCCACUUGUUUGUUUCUUUUUAUUUUUGCACAUUUUUUGCUUCUGAAAUAAAAAAAAUAAAAUUUGUUGAAAGUUU